This is a messenger RNA of Papilio machaon (common yellow swallowtail), 2053 nucleotides long. RefSeq names its product lipase 1. Gene Ontology annotation, molecular function: hydrolase activity, acting on ester bonds. Lineage: Eukaryota; Metazoa; Arthropoda; Insecta; Lepidoptera; Papilionidae. The record is from RefSeq and is a predicted model, not a curated record. Gene Ontology annotation, biological process: lipid metabolic process. The coding region runs from base 742 to 2004 and encodes 420 amino acids. The transcript has 5 exons.
AAGACAUAGUGCUUAGGGUAGCAGGUUGGCUGUAGGCAUACGGCCGACUGUUAAAAUUAAGCCAAAACCUUGUGCACAUACCUCACGUGAGCGGGAUAAGGCCAGGGAGAAAACGAUGAUUGUUUGGCCUUGUGAGGGAAAAGAUUGAUGACCAAGGGCCUCUAAGUUACAUUUCGAAGUUUCACUGCCAGUUCCACCCAAACAAGAAUAAAACUGCAUACACUUGACACUAGCCCAAUCCGUAAAGGGAGAGCCGUAAAAAGCAUUUGAAUUUAAUCAAAUCUCGAUGAAAAAUUAAUAUAAAACAAUUCUUUAAUUUAAUUACUAUAUUUUGGUUCUGAUUGUAUACAUUCAGUCUUUAACACAAAAGAAACGUUACUUACGUUUCUUUUGUGUUCAGCACUCUAAGCCUAAUCAGCACCUUUUUAAGGACAUAACAGAACCUGUUGCACUUCACCACCAACCUUGCAAUUUACUUUGUACUAUAAUUACGGAUAUAUAAUAUGAUACUUAAUUAAUAAACAUGGAUUAGAUAUAUUAAUAAACAAAACAUUAAACCCGGAAAAAACAAAAGAUUUAUUUUGCUUAACUUUUCCGGGUGUCUAAAUGAGUUUUAAAUACGGUUCAUUAUUAUAAAUUUGUGGAUAGAUAAGAUUUGUGGGAUUCGUUUCAUAUCUUAAUACAAAAGAGUAUAAAACAUGGGUAAGUUUUUAACUCUUAAUUAUUUAUUCGACUACAGUCAUGUCCGGUAGAAUAUUAUUGUUGUUAGUUGUUGGAGUUACUAUGGUGUUCGCAGAAUCACUGCAAUCUGACUACAUUGAUGAACUGUUCAGGAUUGAGAGGUACAGUCAACGAUUUUCAAACGACGUAAAGGAAGAUGCUAAAUUGGACGUCCCCGAACUCAUUAUAAAAUACAAAUAUCCAUUAGAAGUGCAUGAGGUCACAACUCCAGAUGGAUACAUUCUGCAGAUGCACCGAAUUCCUCACGGCCGGGAUAAGAACAAUGUGCCCGGUACAAAGAGACCGGUUGUGUUUUUGAUGCACGGCUUACUUUGUUCUUCGGCUGAUUGGAUUAUUUCGGGCCCUGGCAGUGCCUUUGGUUACAUUCUUGUCGAAGAGGGAUUUGAUGUUUGGAUGGGCAACGCACGUGGAAAUUAUUACUCACGCAAUCAUGUUGAAUUGAAUCCUGAUAAUACCGAUUUUUGGGAUUUUUCUUGGGACGAAAUUGGCAAUAUUGACCUACCAAUAAUGAUAGAUUAUGCUUUAGCAGUAACAGGAAAUGAGAAAAUCCAUUAUGUUGGUCAUUCUCAAGGCUCAACAGCUUUCUUAGUCUUAUGCUCUCUCCGUCCCGAAUACAAUGACAAAAUAAUUUCCAUGCACGCUUUCUCUCCCGUUGCUUUCAUGGCGCACAAUGAAAGUCCUGUAUUAAACGCUAUAGCUCCGUUUGCUAACAGUAUCAAGAUUCUGGCUUCCCUCAUCGGCAUUGGUGAAAUAUUGCCAAACACUUUAUUACUAACAUGGGCCGGACAAAUAUUCUGCAAAGAUCACGCCAUCACUCAGGAAAUCUGUAGCAAUAUUUUGUUUGCUGUCGGGGGAUGGAAUGACGCACAUCUUAACACUACAAUGAUACCGGUCAUAUUUGGCCACACUCCUGCUGGUUCCUCAGUUAAACAGUUUGCUCAUUACGGCCAAAGUAUCGCCUCGAAGGAAUUCCGUCGUUACGACCAUGGCAUUGUAAAGAACAUAAGACUGUACGGCCGUCGAAGUCCGCCUAAAUAUAAUUUGUCUAAUAUUGUUGUACCCAUAUUUUUCUAUUAUUCCGACAACGAUCCCUUAUCUCAAAGUAAAGACGUCUAUCGUUUAUAUGAAGAAUUGGGAAGUGAAAGUAAAGUACUGUUACCCUUGCCGUCUUUCGGACAUUUAGAUUACCUAUGGGGUAUAGACGUUAAACCAUUGUUGUAUGAUACAGUCAUACAAUUGAUGGGGGUCGUAGAAGACCAGUAAUUUUAUAAAUCGACUGAUAUUAAUUUAUAAACUGCUGCAUAAGCUAAGA